GGUGGAGGCGAUGGAGGAGGAUGUUAGCAAGUGAUGCUUGAACAGAGUUACAGAGUAAAAUAUUUUAUAAAGCGCUCCUGUGAAAUGCACGGUUGUUAGGUUCAAGUAGUGGAAAUUAAGUCAGCUACAGUGAUUGUUGUAAACAGCUUAAGCUGGAGCAUGGUAAGUCAUCUCAAUAGUCACGUCUCCAUUUCUGAAGUUUCCCUAGAUCAAUGGUGUUGUGGCUCCCACUGUCUGGCGUGGUGCUGCCUUCUCCAGUGCCGCGUCCCAGAGGGGUCUGUAACCUGGAAAAAGGAGCAGCCCCCAAAUCUGUGGGGUGCCUAUGGAGUUGCUUGGCACCUGCAGACCCCCCAAAAAGCCCCCCCAAAAGAUGACGGUAGUUCCUGGGCAGCUACAGGGGGUAUUCUUUGCGCAGCACCUGCAGUAAAGCAGAAUACCAAAUUCAGUCCCAAUGCGUCUCAGGGAUACCAUACGAUAAGCAGCAGUGUGGGUCACGCCUGUAAAGCUCUCUUUGGUCUGGAGUUUUCACAGCAUGUUAAACCAUGCUAAACUAUAUCUGAAUGUGUUAGUUUCUUUAUAUCACAAUGUAAUUUAUGGUCAUAUGACUAAACGUGAUUUUUCAGAAGAUGGUUUUAAUUAUAGUAUGUAAAGGACUACUGCAGAGUUAGUAGUUCAUAUGUCUCAGGAUGACUGUAUCAAAACGGGUAAAUAUGAAGGUGUGAUAUAGUUAAGUCUAAUCUCAAUGUUUAGUUUUCAGGAGAUGUUUACAUUUGUUCAUUCUUACUAUAAAACAUAUAUUCAAAGUUUCUAAUCGUUUGCAUUUGGAUAUUUAGUUUUAGAAACAGAAGUGCCUCUAUAUGCUUUGGUUAAAUUUUCUAUGCAACAUUCAUGCAAACAUAGCAAGAAAAGUAUGUGGGAUACAAUAAAUAUAACAGAAAUGGGUAGCAGUGACAAAUUUAUUUUGUAUCUCUGCUUUGUCUGUUAUGAUAUGUUCAAUAUAGGCUAUCAAGUGUGUUGUGCAAAUUCUCGCUUCCAAGAAAAAAUAGUUAAUCUCUCCCUUGUAUAGAAACUUCUUGAUAGAAACUGGUCAUUGUUCAGGGUUGUCAAUGGAGGGAGAAUAAAGUUCCAUAAGAAGUGAAAUUCUUCAGAGAAGCUAUUUGAAAAGAAAAAUGAUGUUAUUGUUACUAGAAAAUUAUUCACUGGCCACUAGCUUAAGAGUGGGUUUGUUAAAUAAUCAAUCUCCAAAACUUUGAACUCAGCUCUUGGAAUGCUUUCAAGCUCUCCUACCACUUUUUUUUUCUAGUUUUCCUAUUGUGUGCACGUUUUUCCUUUGUAUUUUCUGUGUUUAGAUAAUCCUUGCAACAGCGUGGAAUGGGGGCUGGAGAAAAAGAGAGAACAAGCUAUUUGGGGACAUUCUCUUCCUUUUCUCCAGAUUCUGAGCUUGUAUAACCGCCUUGUUGUUUUGUUUUGGGUUUCUUUCUGUGCUUAACCACCUUUAAAAGGGCAUUCAGAGUGUCCCAUGUUUCAACAUAAGUCUUACAUAGGCUCAGUGGACUAUCAAGACUUCAGAGCCUUUUGAGGUUUCAGAAGUGCACUUGGCCAAUCCCUUCUAAGACUUGUCUCAGCAAAAUAUGCAGGUGCUUCUCCAAGGAGUCUUUCAAAAUUCGCAGGAUAGGUGGUAUAUGGUUUUCUGUGGCAUAGGUGGGAGGAACAUUUACAAGUUUUUUGAAGUUUACCUAGCCAGGAGUUGGAUGAUAAAAUUGUAAACUACAAAUCAGUGAUGGAUGUUUGUUAUCUUGAAGUGUUUCAUUUUAAUAACGUAAUAAACACUAGAAUCCCAGGAAACCCAGAGUUGCAAGGGACUUAAAAGAAAGCUCAGUGUUUUUAGUACUUUAUCUGCUUUUUGUACAAAUAUUCCUCAUCUGAGAACAUGAGCAAGUCAUAAAAAUAUAGUACAGGAAAGGGUCUCCAGAGGCCUUUACCUCGUUUCCACCCUCUGCACACUCAAGAGGCAAAAUACAUAUACUUGGACUGUUGCUGAUGGAUGUUUGUUUAAGCUCUUUGUGUACCAGUUUAAUGACUGAAUUUCUGUACUUUCCCCCGCUCACCUGUACCAGUCAGUGCUUCUUCCUUUCGUAUGAAAACAUCUUCACUGAAAAAUGGAUCACAUCUUGUCAGAUCUUCAGUGACUGUAGAGAAUGUCAUCACCCUAUCUGUAAAACUAUAGGUAUUUCCUGAACUGUGAUACAGGUAUCGCAGAACUCAAAUCUUUUUGAUCUGUGUGGGAGCACAACUGUGCAAAGCGUUGAUGGAAGUACUGAUGACCUGGCUAUGUAUACAGUCAGGUCACUAAGCACACUAAAUCUGUAACGUUAGAAGCACAGAUAAACUUACAGUUCAGUGAGCUUUCCUGGUGCUGGAGACAGUUCACAUGUUGUGCGGCUUGGUAAGGAAGGCCUGGUAUUCUGGAGUACAUUUUGAUUUAUAUGUUGCUGAGCUCCAUCAAUAGUUUUUAAAAUGGUAUAGUCACUUCUUCUGUGGUCUCAAGCAGUGUGCAGCAACGGAGCUGUGAGAAAUUGAGCUGGGUGGCAUCACUUCUGCCUGUGAAGAUGGAAGGUCUUGUCAUAAAGGAAAUCCUUCUAGAUCCAGUUGUCAUCCUUCCAGAAGCUACAGUUACUUCUGUGAAGCAAUGUAUGAUUCUUUGUUUAUACUUUUGAAUUUCUUGUAAGCUGCUUCUGUUCAGUCUAGGUUUGUAGGAUUUGCUGGAGAUUUCCUUGGAUUCUCAGCAGAGAGCCAGUAGCCAUGGCAUGUUUAGACAGGUCUGACAGGCAGCAUCACACCCAUAAUUUACCUCAGUUGCCUCCAGACCAGCCUUUCCCCUCAUAAGAAUGAUAUCCUUAAUAAAGAGCAAAAGAAAAACAGCUACUUCCUUCCAAAUUCCUUGGGAGGUGCUAAAAUCCCUGCUCUCUCGCUUGCUUCCUCAGCAUGCACAUCACUGUAGCUAGGCCAGGUACCUUUUCCUUUAUAAUCCUGAGUAUUCCCUGACCUCCAGGAGAGCUUGAGAGAGAGCUUGCCAGCAGGAGCUACGGCCUACUCAGUCAUCUGCAUUGCUUUUGUUUGAGGGGGAAGUAACAAGGUGACCUUUGUUAACUAACGGAAACAUUUAAUGACUGUAUGUGCCAGCGAAGUCCUGCAGCUACAGAUUCUCAUCCCUCAACAUAAUGUAUUUCAGCUGCUUGUAGUAGGGGAAUGGCUUAUUCUUGGUCCCAGAAGGGGUGGGGUUUUUUUGCCCUACAGUGAUGGAGGGCUUUCCUGUGGUCAUGUGCUUCUCAUCUGCUCUAACAGAUGAUGGCAAUUGGUAUUGUUCCAGGAUUUCCUAGAGCCCAUUUGCUGAAUUGAAUCCUUGCUUUAAAUAGGUAAGAGACUCUGGACUUUCUAUUGGGACCAUUUUAAAGGGAAUCAAAGUACUUUGGCACAUCUCCAGCAGGUUACUUCUGGUCAGAGAUAGUCAGAGUUGCUGUUCUGAGGGCCGAUCCAUCACAGGCUUGAGAGUUGCUGGAGUACGUCUUGCAGCAUACAAAGACAAGUCUUUUCCUUAAAGUGUCUAGCAGAGAAAAUCAGGGGCAACAGGAAAAGGGACAGCAACAGCUGGACAUACUGACCCCAUAGAUUGGAGGUAGCUGGCCUUUCCUCCUCCUUCUUCUGAGGUAAGAGGGAAAAAAUGGUGAAAGGCAUUGGAGAGCCACUUGAGAAUCAAUUGGACAAGUGAUUUCAGAUGCACUGGUAGUGCAAAUAGUAAUUCUGUUUUGAGCUUGAGUUAGGCCAUGUCAGAUUUGGCAUGUGACAGAAAUCUGGUGGUGCUCUGGCCUUUUCAGAGUGCUUAUUUUGGGUCACUUGGUUCAGACUCAAGUCCAUUACUGUCUCAUCAGUCAACAUCCACAACCAGUUUAUCAUCAAUCAGCAGGAAAUGCUUAUGUAUAGGUUCUCAUCUGAGCAAAGGGAUUCACACUCAUGUAGUUAAAUCUAGGCAGUUAUCAGCAGUAAACUGGUUACCUGUAACUGGACAGAGUCAGAUUUUUCUUGGAGAUGCACAUAAAAGGAUAAGAUGCAACAGUUGCAGGUUGCAACAUGGGAAAUUCUGGUUAAAAAAAAAUCCACAAUGAGGGUUGCUAAGCACUGAAACAGGUGCCUGCAGGGGAUGUGAAAUCUUUGUCCUCUGAGUUUUUUCAGAACUUAGCUGGGCAAGACCCUGAGCAAAACUGGAUUUAACUUUGAAGUUGGCCCUGCUUUGAGCAGGGGUCUGGACUAGACAACCUCCAGAGGAUCCCUGCCAACCUAGUUUUUUGAUCUAAUUCCAGCGCCAUUAUUUGCUCUGCUGUGUUUUGCAGUGUGUAGCAUAGUAACGUGCUUGUGCCUCAGCCAGCCCUCCCGUCUCAGGGUACAGAAACAAGUCCAAUGGAGGGUGUAUGUGUGUGGAGGAGCAGAGCUUGGGUAGGUUUGUAGUGCUGGACCUUAAUCUGAGCUGGGGCUGAGGCCUUACAUUUUGCAGAUUGGUCAUGAACUUCUUAGUUUGGAUUGGGGAAAAUAUGGUAGAAAGAUGAGGGACACUGGUACCCAGGUUUGGAGGCCAUGAGGUGCGCGAAACGGCAGUAGCAGGUCCUGUGCUUUGAGCUUGGAAAAUCAAAAGAUUACUAAAACCACUAGGAAAGCAGGUUGUUUCAUUCAGUGGGGGGUUCCCCUGAAGGGAAGUAUUUUCCUGAGAGAGAGUCUUCCUCCUUUGCAUGCUCUGUUGUUUUAGUAGCAAAACUGAAAUCUUUAAUUAAAAAGGAAGUGUAGGUAGGGUUGGGUAUGCAUGGUUUGGCACGUGGUUGGGAGCAGCUGUGCUAGCUGAUCUUUACCACUGUUGUUGAUUGUAUCUGACAACAAAAGAAGUUUUAAAACAUAUUUUAAGGGUUAUAUUUUUCUGUGUUUUCCCUCUUUUUAACAAACUCUCAGAUGUUGCACUUAUCUAAUCUUGCAAUUUUUAUUGCUCUCUUCUGGACUUUUUUCAAUUUGUCUCCCCCCCCUUUUUUUUGUCAGCCAAAAAUGAGAGAGGGAUGGAUUUGAACUAUUGCUCUUUUACGUGGUAACUCAUUUACUGGUAGUUAUUUAUGAAAGUGGUGGUCAAAUGAUAGGUCUUGCCUUUUCACUCCCUCAAAGUGCACUGUAAAAAGCGGUGGUUUGGCAGUCAGCUUUACUAAGGGAACAGGACCCCUGACAGAGGGGGAGCAAUGCAUAAAGAGGGUCAGAGGGUGUUGGAAUUUCCUAAAGAGCAUCUGCCAUUGAAAGUAUAAAACCUUUAAUUAAACACUUUUGCCUUCUAACCAUUUAGCCUGCAAACACUUGUUUCUGCUUCCUGAGAUUAGGAGGGUGGGACCCAGCUCUGAAGAGGUAGAAAUUUCCAGUUGAGAGGAGAGGUGUCAUGUGUGGGAACAGUAAUUGUUUGUGCAGGCUGGGGAAAAAGUUGCUGGGUUGGUUAGUUCUUUCCAAAUCAAUUAUAGAUUGUACUUACAAAGCAAAAUUAAACCAGAAGGUGCCUUAAUGGAGCUGAAUACAGCAUUAUUCUUGCUUCUGAUACUUCGCAUGUGUUUGUUAACACAUCCUAAAAUGAUGUCUUUGCCCCUUUCUGUUGCAGGCAACAUACUGUUGACUCAUCGUGAGUGUACUAUAGCCGCGCUGUGUUAUGGCCUCUGUGGUGAGGCACAAUAUGCACAAAAUAACAUCAGAAAUUUCUGAUUCAGCCCACAGCAUGCUUAAGGAGCUUGCUUUCUUCUUAAGAUUUUUGGCAUUUAAUAAGAAAAAGAAGUCUUGAAAGCACUCAGGGCCUUCAGAGGGUGCAUAGCAUACCAAUUCCCACUGUGUGGUGUUACAGCACUCUGUGUGCUGGUAACUCCCUUCAGGUGUUACUACAUAGAGAGGAAGGGUGAGUUUUUUUUCCCCUGUAUGAACCAUCCAAUUUCUUGAUUAUGAAAGCAGAGUGAUUAAAAGAACAGAGAAGAAAGUUGAUUACUGCUUGUACUUUAAUGCAGAAUGUUUUAUUUUUUCCUGUGGUUUAUUUCAGUACUCUCUGUGUGUAUUUUCAGUUCUCUGCAUAUAAAGAAAAAGUGAGAGAUUGAUUGGAUAACUUUUAGGUUUUAACCAAAGUUAAAAUACUUUGAAUCCUUUAGAGGUACUUAAUGUACUUCUUAAGCUUCAGUUUCUAAUGUUCAAAAAAUGUUACGGAAAGGCACAGUACGUUCAAACAUGGAAACACUAGCUGAUUCUCUGUUUUAGCAGUUGAUAACUCAGUAGAACUCUGCACUUCCCCCAGAAAUAAAAUUACGUUCUGCACAGUAUAUACUGUGUGCAUGUUAUUAAUUUGAGCAUGGUUUAUCUGCAAAAUGCCUUCUUCUCUGUGGCUUGGCAGAUUCCACCUCCCUUAAAGGCACUCCAGAAUGAUGCAUGAAGGGAACAGGAACAAAAAAUACCAUCCCUUCAUCUGUUUCCUCUUGUUAUCUUUAAUGGAAACUGCAAAAUUAAUUAAUGCUCAGUUUGUGAAUGGUUAAGAGUAUCAGUGAGAGAAAGUGACCAAAGCAGCACAUCUGUUUUGCAUUAAGAGGAAGGCUAAAGUAUUUAAAGGAUUGUGCCAGAUAAGUGGAAGGAGCAUUUGGGAAUGAAAUGACUUGUGUUACCACUGCUGCUCCUUAGGCAGAGUCAGUUUGCUAAACUGACUUGGUAACAGUGGUUGUCCACUAAUUAGUUAAUGCCUCAGUCUUAAUGAAAAAUGGAUCACUGGCUGGUCAGCUCUUUGUAAGUCAUGCAGAGUGGCAAUAUGCAUGCUGCUUGCCUGGUCCUGGUGGUGGAAAGCAAUGUGUGGGCCCCUUGCUAUCUUUUAUCACCUUUGGUCACUGCUACUCUGCUGUCUUGCUGCUGUCUUAAUUCUUCCCCCCCUCCCCCCCCGCCCCCAAGAGAUUGUGUUCAGCAAAGAGACAUCUGAGAAGUCUGAGUAUGACCACGUAUUAUACUGUGGCUGACAAAAUACUGUUAGUUUCAUUUCAUUUGCAGAACAGGGUAGUGCUACGUGGCCACGUAUGUUUAAUUUACCUGAGUGUCUUAGGCUGAACAGAAUUUUGUGUUUUGAGCUGGUCGGCCUCCACCUGCAAGCCUGUUUUUGCCUAAUCCCCUUGCACUCUUAUGUGUACAACAAUGCUAGCAGGAUAUCGAAUGCUAUGUGCUUCAGACAAGUGAAAUAUGCUGUGUAUGCCUACUUUUACCAAUUGGUCAUAACCAAUCUAUUUCAUGCUACAAACUGGAGGGAUGCUAAUGCAUUAAGUAUCAUCAUAAAGAAGAUUUGCAUUUAAAUUUUAACCCUAUACUUGUUGUUUCAUUUUCUUCAUAAAAUUGACUUUGCCCUAGUCAUUCUGCUAAAUAAAUAAUGCAUGUUCUAUAGUUUACAGGUAAUGCCAAACAAUUCUGUCUCAUUCCUUUCUUUUUGGGUUAUAUGAGAUAGAAUACGAAAUGUAAAUAACGCCGUGUUGUUUCCUUCUGGUAUUUUUUUUCCUCUAAUUGUGCAGGUUUUGAUAUGUUAAGAUGCAUUUGUCUUUUUAGAAAUCUGCUCUAGGACUGCAUGCAAGAGAUGGGCAUUACAGACUGUACAAGCUGCCUGAAGACAGGGAUCAUGGGAAGUGACACUCACACAAAAAAGUUUCCAGAUUCCACAUAGAAUUUCAAAUUAGGAGUUUCCAGGUGUUUUAUUCUGCUUAUAUCCUGGUUUUGUCGCACUUGCAGCCGUUAGGUGCUUUGAAGAGUCUUUUUAUGGCACCAGAGUUGACCUCUGCUUUUAUUGUUCGGUGGUGUUUUCAGCCUUAUACAGUAUCUAACCUUGUUGGGUCCCUUCACUUUUUUUGGCUUUGUGGAUCUUAAAGCCACAGGAGAUUCCACACCUUCCUGCUGCUCAGACUGCUUUUAAGUUUCACGUUGUCCUCAUGUGGCAGUGCAUAAUUUCAAACUGCCUGAAGCUGAGCAGUAUUUGAGAAGCAGCAAGAAAACUGAGCACCAUAGACCUUAAAAAUUCUGUAUUCUGUUGAAAUAAUUUGAGCUGGAAGUUUUCCUGGGAAUAGACUUGCAGUUCCAAAGCAAGCUUAGGAAUUCCCCUCUUGCCUCUGUUUGCCAUGGUAACAAAUUAUAUGUGGUUUAAGGGACAAUUUCCUUCUUUUAAUAUAUACUGGUUCUCUUGUCUUGCGUAGUUACUUCCACUCGCUUUGUUCUUGGUAUCCUUGGGUCUGCAGAAUUCUGUGGAUUUACUGACUGCAGCUUACAGAAUUUACGUAUAACCUGUUAUAGAUGGUAGGAAAAAAGUGCUCAUAACUAGUGGGGAAGAGUGGUCUGUGGUACUAGCUAUUUUUGUUUGUUGGUUGGUUCUGUUGUUUGUUUGCAUUUUAACUCUUUGUAUAUCCCAUUGAAUAGAAACUUUCAGAUUCCUCCCCACCCACACACAUGCAUGAUUCAUACAGGAUCUAACACUACAUCUAUUUCUGCAAGAAGUAUGAUGCAGUAGGAACAGAUCUGUAGAGUGUAACAGUUGGUGUUGAGGACCUAUAUACCCACUUUAUAUGCAUUUGGGGUUUUUACUUGUGAGCAGAUUACAGCGAAUCACAUGGACUGAAUGGUGAGUACUGGUUGGAGUGUACUAGCUUCAUGCCUGGAGUACGCCUUAAGAUUAGCUUCCUCUGAAAGGAGUCAAGCUUGCUCACUGUGCUGUGCAAUGUGAACCAAAUUACAUAGGACUGCCAAGAGAAACAUGCUUCUGCUACUAAAGCGUUAGCACUGACUCACCCCACAUCUAUUACAACUUAACCUGUGGAGCUGUGGGUCUCUAAUGUAAAUUGAAAUGGCUCCUACUUUUAGCAUGGAAAGUCUCCAGCUUGGGCUGCUGUGUCAGCAAAGAUGAUGACCAGCACAUAGUCCCAAGGUUUUUAAGUAUAAAAUUAGAACUAAUGCCAUACAGUGGCUCUAGUACAAAGGGACAAAAAUCCGACUCUUCAGUUAAAUAUUUAUCAAGACUCUUUAACCACUAACCAUGUUUGACUAAUUUUCUUGGGGGUAAAAGUAGCUCUGGUCUUCAAAUUGUGGUGUGUUGCGUCUGCUUAAGAUAUUGUCUUUUGAUCUAACAGAAACAUGCAACGCUUUGCAUUUCAAGAUGGACCAGUUUGAAGAUGUAUCAGAUGGUGAGGUGGAUCAUGCUUUCUUCGACAGUGAUUUUGAGGAACAGCAAAAGAAAGAUGAAGAAAAUGGUGAAAGUAUAGAAAAGGGAAAUAUGAAGGCAGUUCUUUCAGACCCUGACUUGGUUUCUAAUUCAAAGGAUAAGAACUGUUCUGAGGAGGAAUGUGAAGAGAAGCAGAAAGACUUGGUGAAGGAUCAGUCCCUAGAAAAUCUGACAGACCAUCCUGAGGAUGCUUCAUCUUUGUCACUUUCUCCAGUUUCAGAGAAUGCAGGUACAUCUGGAGCAACAUCUGCAGCAAAUAGGGGAACACAGGAGAAUGUUCCUGCUGGAAUCCCCAAAAUAGUUAAAGAAGGCGAAGAGGAUUAUUAUACGGAUGAAGAAGAUAGUAGUGACGAUGGCAAAAAGCAGAGGGUUCGACCAAAGUCAGCUAAGCAAUCAAACAGCAUGAAAAAAGCUAACAAAAAAUAUACUAAUAUCAGCUCCUCCUCAUCUUCCUCUUCCUCAUCAUCCUCAUCUUCCUCAUCCUCAAGCUCAGAUACAGAUUGUUCUGAUACAGAUUCUGAUAGCUGUUUAUCAGAUUCAUCACAUUCUUCCUCAAAGAGGAAUGCUUGUAGUGUGGCUCUUCUGUCUCCGAAACAAAAAUUCAGAUCAGGAACGAAAUUAGCAGAAGGAAAACCGAAGCUUGGUGACUACUUAGAGGAAUCUGAAGACACAGUGACUGAUGUAACACCUUUGUCAACCCCAGACAUCAGUCCUAUCCAGUCUUUUGAACUUGCAGCAUCAAACGAUAAGAAAUUAAAAAUAAAAAGACAGGAAAAUGUGAGCCAAGAACUAUAUGAUUCCGAGUUUGAUCGCAGAUAUAGUCGAAAAGUUUUGCAUGAUGCCAUGGACCUGAAUCAGCUUUUGAAAGCUUUUCUACAGUUGGAGAAGAAGGAACAACAAAAAAUAACCAUCGAUCUGCCAUCUAAAGGAUCAAGGAAGAAUUACUCUUUCACAAAUGAAGAAGUAAGACAGAUUGAUCGGGAAAACCAAAGGCUGUUGAGAGAACUGUCCAGACAGUCUGCAAAGCCAAGAAGCAGAAGUACUGCUUUGAAGAAAUCGGCUGUUCCCCCUCCUAAAUUGUACCACAGCGCCCUCAACAGGCAAAAGGAACAGCAAAGGAUUGAAAGAGAAAACCUGGCUUUUCUGAAGAGACUGGAAGCAGUGAAACCAACAGCUGGUAUGAGGCGUUCUGAACAAUUGAUGGACUAUCAGCGCCAGAUGAGUUAUCUAAGUUCUUCACCAUCUGCAAGAAGAGGAAAGUCUGCUUUCAGCCAGCUUAGCCCUUCGAGAGGCACUUCAAGGGCAUCCAGUGUAUCAAGUACAGUGAGCCAUAGGAAUGAAAAACCUGUGUCCGAUUCCUCCAGUGGGGCAUUACAGAGACCUAAACCCACUAAUGUAAGCCUUCAGGACUCUACAGGUCAUGUUCUUAUGGCUGAGAGAAUCUCCUUUUUAUAGCAGCAUGAAGUGGGGAAAAGCAGAUUUUGUAUUACUGCAUGUCCGAGUGAUGAGCAUUUGUUUUGUACUCAAGGCUGUGUCUUCUUCAGAUUUAAAAGAACUUGGGAAGUGGUAUUAGGACCUUUGUGCAGGAAAGCAGCAUCUGAUGUUACAUGAACACCAGCAGGGGAAAAAGAUCGAAGUCUGAAGUGAACAGCAGUUUCAGAUUCACUUUAAACAAGUACAAGUUUUAGAUAUUUCUCAAGCUAGAGAAUAGUGAGCAAGGAAAGCAUUUCAUGGCCCUGCGUUUGCAAAUGAUUGUCUUUCUUAGUUGAGAGGUAUAAACCUGAGCUGCGGGAAACUUAAACAUCUGAUUUGAGAGCAAUGAUUAACCAGGAUUAGGGGGGGAAAAAAAAAAAGAUGCAGUAGGAAACUGGAAUAAAAUGUGAAGUUAUGCUCCUUAACCUAUCUUUUUAAUGUUAUGUUUGUACUGUCAGGCUUCAGCAUCAACUUCCAUUUACCAGAGGUGUAAAAUUUAAUGGAAUUGGUAAUAGCAAAUGGUAGGUGAUAUGCUUUAUUUUUAUAUAUAAAGCCAAACUUUCAGUGAGCUUAUUUUGUAGGCCCUUAGUCUUAUAAAGAGCAUAAAUCGUGAUGCCACUAUCCAUGGAUAUCGCUGGAAUCCUGCUUGCUUCCCCAGCUUCCUCCCAGGAGGUACACAGGAAAUCUCUUGUAUUAUGCAUUAAAAAAAAAAAAAAAAAAAAAAAAAAAGCUGUAUUUAGUAACACUGGAUCUUAGCCCUACAAAAAGGAAAGUUUAUUUUUCUCUGCUCGUGCUUGCAUAGGGGCUUAGGCUUGUAGGUAUUUUGUAUUGUAACACACUUGUCACUUGGUCCUGUAUGAUGAUUUGGCAGAGCUUCUGCACCUGUUAACCUGAUCAAAUUUAGCCGUUUGACAAUUGCUUUUCAACUGGAAGCAGCAUUGUGGCAAACAGAUUUUUCUGCAAUUAUUAUUCAUUGAUAGGGACUAUAUAGCAUUUUUUGUAUAGUGCUGCUGUAAGUAUUUGUACUAUUGUGCUUAUUAAAAUUAUUCACUAUUUAAAAAUUUUUGUCCUUGAAUGUGAAUAUCAGAUCAUGCUUUAAAUACUUUUAAAUGUUUGUAUGAUAAUUAUUUUCUGUGAAGAAAUUCACAGAAUGGAUUACUUUUAAUUACUUCAUUUUAUUUUAUUUAACUUUAGAAUGUAAGACUGUCAAUUUUGUAUGUCACUUUUUUGUAAAUUGUAAGAAAUAAAAUAUUUAACAUGAAAAA
Molecule: messenger RNA, 12021 nt
Organism: Dromaius novaehollandiae (emu)
Lineage: Eukaryota; Metazoa; Chordata; Aves; Casuariiformes; Dromaiidae
Gene: CFAP97
Product: cilia and flagella associated protein 97
Exons: 7
Coding region: 9218-10738 (506 amino acids)
Biological process (GO): spermatogenesis
Source: RefSeq, a predicted model, not a curated record